Molecule: messenger RNA, 1038 nt
Organism: Paramuricea clavata
Lineage: Eukaryota; Metazoa; Cnidaria; Anthozoa; Malacalcyonacea; Plexauridae
Source: the annotation of a GenBank genome assembly
AUGGCGUCCCCUAUUCCGUAUCGUCGUAUCUGUUCAAAUAAUUCGCUUAUCCUACCUCGUAAAGAUGAGGAAAUGAUGUCGCUGUGGCCGUGUUUCCUUGGUUGGUUUCGAUAUAUUAUUUUUUAGCUUAUGAUCCCAUCCUCGUCGCCAUAUGAACAGUCUAUUUGAUAACAGUUUUAUUAUAACACAACACUUCACAAUACACCGAUCUAAGAGAGCGGGAGUUCUCUAGUGUUUCCACUUACCGGCUCGUGUUUCCACUUACUGGAUAUAACAGUGGUGGGGGGGGGGGAUCAGUGUGGAUCUUUUCUGGAACGACCCAUUUCAACCAGUAGCGAACUUAGUUUUGGCUGCUGUCAGUAGAAAAUAUUUGUUCUCGAUUAUCUCUGUAUUCUAGUUCCGGGAAGACAACUUUCAACUAAGGACAUGUGAAGAGCAUGAUAACCAGUGUGCUGAGAUAGAAGAAGACCCAGCAUUGUCAACCACAUAUGGUGUGAAUUUUUUAUCAGCUUUAUGCCAAUCCAGAUUCUACCAUGUGAUUGGUGGCUUACCCGGUGAUGCAAUGCAUGAUGUUUUAGAAGGCUGUCUCCAGUAUGAAUGCAAAGAACUUCUGAAAUACCUGAUCUGUGAGAGAAAAUUCUUCAGCCUCAACCACCUAAAUUCUAGUAUCCACAACUUUGACUUUGGAUACCAAAAUGACUCAGAUAAACCAUCUCCAAUCUCGGAAUUAACACUUCACUCAAACAGCAACACACUACAUCAGCGUGGUAAGUGCCUUAUGGAUCAGGUUCAAGUUUGGGAAAGUAAUAGCACACAUUAAGCACAUUAAUGUUUUGCUAUAUCAUACUGUAGAUUAAUAUCAUAUUUUAUCUUCAGCUUUUCUAAUCUAUAUAAAAUAUACUUUAGGAUUGACCUUCCUUAGUGGAUAAAAUUCUGAAUUAUUGUAUUUUCUUGUCUUCAGCUGCCCAGAUGUGGUGCCUAGCAAGAUUUGUACCACUUCUUGUUGGAGCAAAGGUUCCUGAGACUGAUGAGAAAUAG